GUUCUCUCUGUGCACAGACGGAGCUCUAACGCCACACUCCACAAGUCUCAUUUAGAUGAAUUCAAGCUCAACUGGACUCAACUGAUGCAAAAACACCAGACCAGUUGGAUUAUGGGCCGUUGACCUGUCACUGAUGGGAUCUUAUCAGCGGUUGUUGCCUCGUAUUCCUUAAAGCCUCCAUGGAGCUCAUCCAGGCCACCCCGGAAGCCCCUACAGCUACCUGGAGCAACAACACCAAUCCCCCUUACUCCUACCCCUUUUUCCUGCUCCUCUCCACUCCGUCUGAAGCGCUCCUCGGCUUCACCCCGAGUGAUGGCUUUAACAACACCUGCCAGAACUGCAUCAAACCAGGACCCGGAUCCCUCCCCGGUUUGGCUGGAAUCUUCAUCCCUCUCAUCUACGGGAUAGUGUGUGUUGUUGGCCUCGUGGGCAACACUCUGGUCAUUCACGUUAUUGUCAACUACACCAAGAACGAAUCGGUCACCAACAUCUACAUCCUCAACUUGGCCAUUGCGGACGAGCUCUUCAUGCUGGGCCUGCCAUUCCUGGCGGCGCAGAACGCUCUGCUCUCUUGGCCCUUUGGCUCUCUAAUGUGCCGCGUGGUCAUGACAGUGGACGCCAUCAACCAGUUCACCAGCAUCUUCUGCCUGACCGUGAUGUCGGUGGACCGCUACCUGGCUGUGGUGCACCCCAUCCGCUCCUUCUGGUGGCGGCGCCCCCGCGUGGCCAAGGCCAUCAGUGCCACGGUGUGGGCGGGGUCCUUUGUGGUGGUGCUGCCGGUGGUGGUGUUUGCCGACGUGCUGAAGGACGAUGGGAACUGCAGUAUCGUGUGGCCUGAGCCGGCAGAAGUGUGGAAGACGUCUUUCAUCGUGUACACGUGCACCGUGGGCUUCUUUUGCCCCCUGCUGGUCAUCUGCUUGUGCUACCUGCUGAUCGUCAUCAAGGUGCGCACCGUCGGAAAACGAGCGCAGGCCACGUCCUCUCGGCGCAGGAAAUCGGAGCGUAAGAUCACCAGGAUGGUGGUGGUCGUGGUGGCAGUGUUUGUCCUUUGCUGGCUACCCUUCUAUGUUCUGAAUAUCGUCAACCUCCUGGUGGUCCUGCCUGGGGACUUCAGGGGGCUCUACUUUUUUGUCGUCGUGCUGUCAUAUGCGAACAGCUGCGCCAACCCCAUACUGUACGGCUUUCUGUCCGACAACUUCAAGAGAGGCUUCAGGAAGGCCCUGUGCGGCACUUCGCGCAGGGUGAAGAACAACGACAGGGCCGGCACCGAGGUGCAGCGACCGACGGAGGAGUGGGGUGGCGUUGUGUUGCAAGCGCAGAAAAGUGAAGGCGUCGUCGACGUGCGUAGGAAAGACCGUGGAAAAGAAGAAGAGGAGGAAAUCAACGGAACAGGAGGGGCCGUGCAGAUGAGGGAAAUAUGCAAAAUGUCACAAAAUGGAAACCACAGUGGUGUAACGGAGGGCUCAAGGACACAGGUCGUGAGAGGUAAACCUGAGCCGGAGCACUCUAGUCAGAGUGCCAAACAUGAGAGAGGCCCAGGCUCUGAUCCCGCUGAGGUAGCGCCCUCUAUGGACAGUAAAAGUAGAAACAGCAAAUCACAACCUGAAGAAUGCCUGGACAAAGUGCUUGAGAUCAGCUAUCUGUAACAGACAUGAUUGUAGUGGAUUUUGGUACAUGCUAUUUAAAGCAUUUGAAUAUUCACAGAUCAUGUGGAGUGACUAUUUUACAUCAUGCACGUCUAAACGUUGGGGUCAGAUUUCUUUUUUUUUUGUUGCAUUAUGUCAUAGUCUGCAAAUAUCAAUGCAGCUGUUUUUGCCACCGUGUGAGAAUGUAAAAUAAUCUAACUCGGCCAUAUUGGCUUGAAACGCUGGCUGCGAGGAUUGUGAAGUACAGUAUGCAGUUAUCGUGGCAAGUAUAGUCUGAGACAUGCAGAAAUACUUUUAUGGUCAAGAUCGACAGCUCAGUUUUGAGAUUUAGAUUUGUUCUGUUGUCACUCCUGAUGUUGAGUGUAAAACAGUCAAUUGGUGUAGUCCCCUUUAAAACUGACAAAAGCCAAGUUACACCAAGAAGGUCAAUGAUUGAUGCAACCCUGUACUGUAUAUUCAGGUGGUGAGGGCUUCAGGUACGUGAUCUACUGAAUCAAAGACCAUAUUUUUUUAUAUAUAUGUAUUUAUUGAUGUCAUGUUGAAAAGGUAUGUCACUUGUUUAGGUAUGAAACAUGUCAACUAUUUACUGUUUACUUUUACUGAAACAGUCCACAAAGCUAGAUUGUAUUUGUAUAAUGUGUUUGUAAAAAACACAUUUCAAUGUCUGUUGUUUAGUGCUUUUGUUGAGCUUUCGUGUAACAGCCUGAGCAUGCACACUGUACACACCUGGAGCUGGACACAGGUGCAUCUCAGUCACUGUAAAGCAGAAACCUUUUUACCUAAUAAUAGGAAAAAAUAAUAAUUUCUGUUUUACUUUUAUGGUCCUUUAAUAACGCUUUAGCCACCGCAGUCAUCGCCUCUAUUUCAAUCCCGCCAUAGGCGAGGGGCUUUUUGUGUUUCGUUAGGAUGUGCGCCACUUUAAACGAAGCCUCUGUCACUGCGUUGGCCUUCUUCUCAGUUUGAUGAACAAAGACUGUCGCCUUUUUAAGCGUUGUUUUCAGCUCUUUUACCUUCUCUGUUCGUAGACUACUACCAGCCGGAAAGCUCCGUGAAAAGUCGCCGUGGACUUUGAUGAAGUGGCGCUCGACGUUACAUCUUUUACCGACUGACACGCUCGCACCUCAAAUGAGACAUACACAUUUGUCAUUCACCUUCGUGAAAAAAAACUGUUACCCUUUCCUCAUGAGCAUAUUUUUUUGUCCUUUUCUGCGGUCAUUGUCAAAUCUGGUGUGCGAUGCUAGUCUGUUAACAUCGCCUAAUGUUACAGCGUCACUGAUGUAACCAAAUUUGAAGGCAGUGUAAAUCUUUUAAUUGACAGCUGAUUAGUAAAGAAAUAAUUUUGUGUCCAAAGGAGGCGGGAUGUCCGUGAAUUUGAUUCGGUAGAAAUUUAAACAGGUUUACAAAGUGACUUUUUGUUAUCAAAUGUAUGUACAUAUUCUUUGAACCUUUAGCGAGCUACUGGUAGCUCACAAGCUACUUGUUGGAGACCUCCGCUGUAAAGAUUAACUGACAACAACUUGCUUUAGCUCACUACCCGAGAUGUGCAACACAUAUAAGAAUAGGUUUCAAGAAGAAGCAGGUUUGAACUCUGUUUUAUUUGUUACUGCAACUUUAGGUGAGAUAUGAUUUGGCAUCAAAUCUGAAAGAUGCUAGUGGGGAAACUUUGGAAAACGGACGAUCACGUUUGUAUUUAUUUAUUUAUUAAAUCCCCUUAUAUUAUGAAGGAAAUGUGUAGAGGACAGGCCCACUUCUUUUUCUAGAUAAUAGACAAAAUAUAUCCCUGACAGGUAGAAAAAACUUCUAACUUUUGUCAUGAAUGAUGGACAUUCAUGUUAAGUGUCAUUUCAUAGCAAAGAUCUUUCUUUAUUGAAGGAUUCCCUGCUUAAUGCUUGUAGUUACUACGCCGAUACGGUCAAUGUAAAGAAAAUCAAUGGUUUAUGAUGGCUGAAAUAGUAGGGGUGUGUUUUGUGGUGUAUUGUGAACUCUAUAUUUUAUGUCUUAUUUAGAACAAAUCCCAGGUCAGCAGGUUAUAUUCAGUCCAAUUUGCCAAAGUAUUGCUUUUGUUUUCUAUGAUCACAGUGUUUUGCAGUGAGAUGUUGUAUUAACGGCAGUGUUGUCAGAGCUUUGGUAAAGCCUUUGGUAAGCCAAGUGUAAUGUGGUGGGAGUGGGCUAAAUAAAUGUUUACAGAUGAUAUUCCA
This is a messenger RNA of Sebastes umbrosus (honeycomb rockfish), 3844 nucleotides long. Its product is annotated as somatostatin receptor type 5-like. Gene Ontology annotation, biological process: neuropeptide signaling pathway. Gene Ontology annotation, cellular component: neuron projection; membrane. Lineage: Eukaryota; Metazoa; Chordata; Actinopteri; Perciformes; Sebastidae. Gene Ontology annotation, molecular function: somatostatin receptor activity; neuropeptide binding. The record is from RefSeq and is a predicted model, not a curated record.